Molecule: messenger RNA, 5293 nt
Organism: Pogona vitticeps (central bearded dragon)
Lineage: Eukaryota; Metazoa; Chordata; Lepidosauria; Squamata; Agamidae
Source: RefSeq, a predicted model, not a curated record
AUGGCCGCUGGCGAGGGAGGAGACGAAGAGGUCCGAGUGCUGCAGACUCUCCGCGGAAAGAUUUGUCAAGCCAAAAAUUUAGUGCCAUACUCAGGGCCAAACAAAAUGAGAGACUGCUUUUGCACAAUCAAUUUGGAUCAAGAAGAAGUUUAUCGCACUCAGGUAGUGGAGAAAUCCUUAAGCCCAUUUUUUGGAGAAGAGUUCUACUUUGAAGUACCAAGGAUAUUCCAGUGUUUAUCAUUCUACGUUUAUGACAAAAAUGUUCUACAGAGGGAUCUGCGUAUAGGUAAAGUAGCUAUAAAAAAAGAAGACUUGAGCUUAUAUUCUGGCAGAGAAACAUGGUUUACGCUUCAGCCUGUUGAUUCAAAUUCAGAGGUUCAGGGGAAAGUUCACCUGGAAUUAAAGCUGAAUGAACUGAUUACAGAUAAUGGAUCAGUGUGCCAGCAGCUAGUAGUACACUUGAAAGAAUGUCAUGGGCUGCCUCUUAUCAAUGGGCAAAACUGUGAUCCUUUUGCUACAGUAUCUGUUGUGGGCCCUUCAAGGAAUGACCAAAAGAAGACAAAAGUAAAGAAGAAAACAAGUAAUCCACAAUUUAAUGAAACAUUUUAUUUUGAGGUAACCAGGUCCAGUAGUUACACCAAAAAGUCACAGUUUCAGGUCGAAGAAGAAGAUAUUGAGAAGCUGGAAGUCAGAGUUGAUUUAUGGAACAAUGGCAACUUGGUGCCAGACCUCUUCCUAGGAGGAAUUAAGAUUCCUGUCAAAAUGUUAGGAAGUGUUUCCUUCCAAGCAUGGUACCUUCUGCAACCAAGAGAUAAUGGAAAUAAGCCUACUAAAAUGGAUGAUCAUGGAUCACUAAGAUUAAAUAUAUAUUAUACUGAAGACUAUGUACUUCCAUCAGAGUAUUAUGUUUCCCUCAGAGAGUUGCUGCUAAAAUCAUCAGAAGUGGAGCCAAUCUCUGCUUCGGCUGCUUACAUUUUGGCUGAAGUGUGUCGUGAUAAAUAUGAUGCUAUUUUGCCUCUUGUAAGAUUGUUACUACAUCAUCAUACACUAGUACAGUUUGUCACUGCAGUGGCAGAAUUAGAAUUGAAGGAUACACAAGAAGCAAAUACAAUCUUCCGAGGAAACUCUUUAGCUACUCGAUGCCUAGACGAGAUGAUGAAAAUAGUGGGAAACUACUACCUCAAAGUUACCUUAAAACCAAUUCUGGAUGAGAUAUGUGAGAAUCCUAAACCUUGUGAAAUUGAUACUCUGAAAUUGAAAGAAGCAGAUAAUGUAGAAGUACACAAGGAAAAUUUGCGCUACUAUGUUGACAAAGUAUUCAGAACAAUUGUACAGUCAAGUAUAAGUUGCCCUACUUUAAUGUGUGACAUGUUUUGUUCCCUGAGGCACUUAGCUGCUAAAAGAUUUCCUAAUGACCCUCAUGUACAGUAUUCUGCAGUGAGCAGCUUUGUGUUUCUUCGUUUCUUUGCUGUAGCUGUAGUAUCGCCUCAUACUUUCCAUUUACGACCUCACCAUCCAGAUGCACAGACGUCUAGAACAUUAACACUUAUCUCAAAAGCCAUUCAGACACUAGGAAGCUGGGGAAGUUUGUCCAGAAGCAAAUUGUCAAGCCUCAAGGAGACAUUUAUGUGUGAAUUUUUCAAAAUGUUUCAGGAAGAGGAAUAUAUUGAAGCUGUCAAAAAGUUUUUAGAUGAGGUAUCGUCUAGUGAAAGUAAAGAGCCAAGUGUGAUGAGUGAGCCAGUGCAUCUAAAAGAAGGGGAAAUGUACAAAAGAGCACAAGGAAGAACUCGCAUUGGGAAAAAGAAUUUCAAGAAGCGUUGGUUCUGCCUUACAAGUAGAGAACUGACUUACCAUAAGCAACAAGAUAAAGAACCUAUCUAUACCAUUCCCAUCAGAAACAUCCUUGCUGUGGAAAAACUUGAUGAGAGUGCAUUUAACAAGAAGAAUAUGUUUCAAGUGAUACAUGUUGAAAAGCCACUCUAUGUGCAAGCAAAUAACUGUGUGGAGGCUAGUGAGUGGAUAGAAGCUCUCUGUAGAGUCAGCAGAUGUAAUCAAAAACGACUGAAUGUUUAUCAUCCUUCUGCUUUUUUGAAUGGGAACUGGCUUUGCUGUAAAGCCUCAUCAGAGAAUUCAGUGGGCUGUACUCCAUGUACUGCGGGUGUACCUGCUGACAUUCAAAUAGAGAUUGAUGGGGAUCGAGAAACAGAGAGGAUCUACUCACUUUUUGCUGUCAAUAUGCCAAAGCUGCAGAAGAUGGAAGAGGCUUGUGGAAGUAUAGCAGUUUAUCAAGGUCCACGGAAGGAACCAGAUGAUUAUUCCAAUUUCAAAAUUGAGGACUCAGUAGCCACUUUUCAAACUCUUCAGCAAAUAAUAUCUGUUGUAGAACAGUUGAAUGAACAUCAUGACAGAUACCAGAAGAAAAGGUCAUCUAAUGCUAAAUAUGGCAGUGAAGAAAAUCCAAUUAUUGGGAAAAUGUCCUAAUUUGCAACAUAGAUUGUUUCUGAAGAAACUGGAGUCAUUUUUACUCUGGUUUUUUGUGGACCCAGAGUAUUUAAGAAUGUACAUUGCCUGGAAAUUAGUUGUAUUCACAAUCAAUCUAUUUAAUAUUUAAUAGGGAAAAGACCAGCCAAGGAAUUUGGUUUCUUCUGGGAGUACAGAAAUCAUUUUGUGUAUUGCUUUAAAAACCUAAAAGUUCCAGAAGAUGCAACUAAUUUUCUAGAGCUUUAAGGAAAAAGGAAUAAGCUUUCCAAGGGAUGAAGAUAACCCUCACCACUGGUGGAAUUUUGUGUCUGCCAAGAUAAUCAUCGUUUUCAUUUGAAGAAUCAUUAGUAUAUGUUCUAUGGACAAUAAAUCUUGGUGAAAGUAAUCCCAAAAGGUGACAAAAGAAUUUGAAGCUUUACUUUCAGUGCACAGCCACUUUGUAUAUUGUCAUUUUUUAAUCUACAGUAGCUAUUUUGUAAAGAAAAGGUGGUACUUUUUAAAUCUGCAUUGACAAUUAGUGAUGUAUUAUUUAAGUGAUGUUACUGAAGCAGGACAAGCCAGGGACUCUACAUUUUGUUUACAGUUGGAGCAGGUAGUGAAAGAAGCAACAUGGGACCACUUGUCUGUAUUUUGUCUUCUUAAAUAAUCAGUUACUAGCAGUUUCUUUAGUAGUCAGGACUUUUAGUAGUACAAUUUCAUGCUGUUCAGGAAAUAAUUUGGUGGAGCAUCAGGUAAUAUCUACCUACCAACAAGUAAAAAAUAUGGCAAAUGAUAGGAGAUACACACUGGACGUGUCAAAUCCAAUUGCAAUGAGAUGGUUUUGGAAAUCACUCCAAGCACUUUAGAUAUCUGGAUAGCCCCAGAUUAUAAUUCCAGAUACUUUGUAGUAUCUAAAUGUUAUGAUCAGUUUAAUGAUCAGUAUUGUGGCUUAAAAAUGCUUUUGUGAACAUUUUUAUAUCUAGUUUUUUUUUACUUGCGAGGUAAAGUUUUGGUCUCAGCUUUGCCUUUAGAAACUGUUAAUCUUGCCUUGUUGCUAUUUUUCUUGGCAUAGGCUGAUAAAAGUAUCUGUACAUAAUGAACAGAAACUUCUUAUCACUUGGGAGAAGAAAAGGAUAAGCUUCAUUCAGUCAGUAUUUUUGGAUGUGGUACUAAAAAGCCUCAUCUUGGGAGCAAUUUGUGGAGCACUAUGAAAAUGGAUGUAUUUCCACAGAAGUCACAACCAGAGUAUAUGUACUUUGCCCUUAUAAUUUACUUUUUCAGCAUAUCUUUUAAAUGUUAUUUUCACAAUUGUAGAUAAAGUUGUAUCGUUUGAUAGAAAUUUGAAAUAAGGAUAUUUAAAAAUACAGGCCGCUUGAAAUAUUAUAUCAACCAUAAUAGUGUGCAACAGGAGUAAACAGUCAGCUCCCAGAGCUUUAAGCAAUAAAUCGUGCAUCCAGUGAGGCUUUUUUUAAAUUGCCUCCUCACUGACUAGUUUUGAUGUCAUAAAGCAUGUUAGGGAAGGGGAACUAAAGUUCAUGGUGUGCAGUGGCUUUGUGUAGAACGUAACUAGAUAUCCAAAUGAAUUAAUAAGAGAUUGAAUGCUGCAACCUGUGUAAUAAGAACACUUAAGUUAUUAAUAAGUCUAAAUAAUUGCAAUUGAAGUGCAACUUGUAGAUAUAAAGUUCAUAUUAUAUGUGGGAUCCAGCUGGACUGCAUAAUAUGUAGGUGAAUCAAAAGUAUCAGAAUGAUUAUCCAUAUCAGAAAACGUACUUUUCCAUGUAGUAGAAUAGUACUGGACAAGAUGACUAGCAUUGAUUGAAGUCUUAUCCAGCAUCAAAUGUUUUCUGUCAAGACACCUUUAUUGCCAUUGCCUGACUUACAAAAUUUUAAAUGUUUAACUGGCAUAUUCAAAAAAACAAAGACAAUCAUUCCCAAGUCUUUGAAUACAUUUAGUCUCCCUACUUGACAAUGCAGAAUGGCUGACAGCUUUCAUAUGCCUGGACUGCUCCAUAUUUUAUACGUACCUUUAACAAUUUUAGCAUCAUCCCCAUAUUUGUGAUGUUCAUCCCAGCUGUUUAUAACUUUACCUGUAAUGCCUACAUUGAAAAGAUAAGGCCAUGAGCUCACCACAGACUUUGGAAUAACGGACUGUUGAGAUUCUAAAUCAUGCAGGGAGCAUCUUUCAGUAGAAAAGGCACCCCAGAGCAGAAAUUGCAGCUGAACUCCUCAAGCAAUGUGUUCACAAGGGCCUGGAUUUAAACAUCAUCCCAUAGCCUUAUUUGUCUUUCCCCCUUAACUUAAAGCAGCAGAAGAAUGUCAUAGCUGCAAUUGGACCAAUAUGGAUACUGUUUUGUAGAGCAUGUACAUGUUGAGUGUUCAGUUUUGUAAAGUAAAUGAAGGGCUAGAAUGUCCAUGUUUUUUCCUGUAAGAACAUUGUAUUUCUCAGUGCUCUUCCAACAUUUUACUAAGCCACAUUUGAAACAGCAAGAAUAUUCAGGUUGGUAUACCAGUUCUGUAUCAUAACCGUUACAAUUCACCUGUGUCUCUGCUAGGACAGGGUUGUUUCAGGUACUGUGUGAAGCUGAAUCCUUGUUUUCUACAGACCAUUCCUUGUAUAGGGAGUCACAGCUAAAUGUAGCUCUCUGACAAGUGUGACUGUGUGUUUACAAACAUGUUUCUUGCAUUCAUAUAGUUAAAUAUAGAUUUAAAAAUUGUAAUGGGUGAAGUAACUUUCAAUGACACUCUGAGCAGCUAGGCAACUAUAAUUUUGCUGCGGUUUUUGUGCCACUUUGUCAAUAGGUACAAUAAACAUUAAAAUAUUUGUUAAGCUCUU